This is a messenger RNA of Saxophila tyrrhenica, 1968 nucleotides long. RefSeq lists its product as uncharacterized. The transcript has a single exon. The record is from RefSeq and is a predicted model, not a curated record. Gene Ontology annotation, molecular function: zinc ion binding; DNA-binding transcription factor activity, RNA polymerase II-specific. Gene Ontology annotation, biological process: regulation of DNA-templated transcription. Bases 1 to 1968 code for a protein of 655 amino acids. Lineage: Eukaryota; Fungi; Ascomycota; Dothideomycetes; Mycosphaerellales; Extremaceae.
AUGGAUGCCGGUCUCGUCAGCGACACCCAGCCCAGCGACUCCGAGCUUUCAGAGAUGCGUCCGCCGCUGAAGCGCGCGCGCUCGUCCUACGAGAAGAAUGGCCAGGUCAAGAAUGUUGACAGUGGGAGUGAAGAAGCCAACCUCCGAGCCUUGAGCGAUCCAUUGGACUACCCUCGUCGCCGCGCCACCAUUGCCUGCGAGAUCUGUAGGAGCAGGAAGUCGCGCUGCGAUGGCGCCAGGCCCAAGUGUCGAUUGUGCUCCGAGCUGAAUGCGGACUGCGUAUACCGGGAGCCCGGGAUCAAGCUGGAUGCUGGUGAUAAGUUGAUCUUGGAGCAGUUGUCGAGGAUCGAAGUGUUACUGCAGUCGAACAUGACUACACCGACGAGUGGUGGAGGAUUACUGGCAGGCCCCAUCUCUCCUGCUACAAGCAAUACGGCCUCCACCGGCACGGAAGAGCAUGGUGGUGGACUCAAGCGUUUGAGCACAACGAGCGCUGGACCUCAGAGCGCGCAGCCACUCCCUCUAAAUGGGUUCGGGACGUGGUCGGCAAACAUCUCAACCAUGCCAAAGAGCCAUACUACGCCAGCACUACAUCUCCUACAAUGGCCGGUCAUUAAGGACCUCAUCUCCCGACCUUGCGAUCCGCAAGUCUUGAUGCAACUAGAAAUGUCAAGACCGCCUCUAGACUUCGGCAUCCACUACUCCCUCGACCUCUCCAACGUCACACCCUACGUCCACGCCUUCUUCGACCACGUCAACGGCUGGUACGCCGUCGUCGACCCCAACGUCUGGCACACCCACUACCGCACCGCCAUGUCCCAAGGCUUCCGCACCGGCCCGGAGAGCUGCAUCUGCCUGCUCGUCCUCGCCCUCGGCCAAGCCGCGCACUACGGCCAGUCCAUCUCCCGCGUCCCACAAGGCCAGCUCGCCCCGGGCAUGUCCUACUUCGCCGCCGCCUGGACGCUCCUCCCCAACCUCAUCACCCGCAACGACAUCCUCUCCGCCCAAUGCCACAUCCUCGCCGCCGCCUACAUGAUGUACCUCGUCCGUCCGCUCGAGGCCUGGAACCUCCUCUACAACUCCUCCAUGAAACUUCAACUCCUCCUCUCCUCCGCCGAAAACAUUCCCGCCCCGCACAAAGAGCUCUCGGAGCGCGUCUACUGGAACGCCCUGAUGAUCGAAUCCGACCUGCUCGCCGAGCUCGACCUCCCCCACUCCGGCGUCGUGCAAUUCGAAGAAUCCAUGCGCCUGCCCCGCUCCUUCCCCUACGACCCGGCGUCCAGCAACGGCACCGACUCCCCACCCGGCAACGACGACCUCUGGUACUUCCUCGCCGAAAUCGCGCUCCGCCGCCUCCUCAACCGCGUCUCCCACCUCAUCUACUCCUACACCCACCGCGCCAGCAACUCCUUCUCCAUCGCCGCCCUCGAACCCGUCGUCGCCGAGCUCGACUACCAGCUCAACCAAUGGUACGAAUCCCUGCCCCUCCCCGUCAAAUUCCCGCGCGAGCGCGUCCCCGCCGCCACACAAAUCCAAACCGUCCUGCGCCUCCGCUACUACGCGUGUCGCACCAUCAUCUUCCGCCCGUACAUCCAAGCCGUGCUCGCCGACGAGAAUGUCGCCUCCGAACCCGGCGUGCAGGAGGCCUGCAGCAAAUGCCUCGACGCCUGUAUUCGUCAGCUCGAGUAUUUACCCGAACACCACCAAGGCCACCUCCCGUAUCUCUGGCAAGGUGCUUUGUCGAUUAUGAGUCAAAGUCUGCUCGUGAUGAGCGCGACGGUGAACCAGACGCUCGCGGCGCUGAUGCCGGGGAAGCGGGAGAUGGACGCGGUGAUUGCGGAGGUGGUGGGGGAGUUGGAGAGACUGGCGCAUUUGGCGCCGAGUAUAAGGCUUUGUGCGGAGAUGGUCAGGGAGGCGGAGGAGAGGCGGCAUGGGAUGAUUGAGCGGAGGGGGAUGGGGAUGAGAUGA